This is a messenger RNA of Glarea lozoyensis ATCC 20868, 1215 nucleotides long. RefSeq lists its product as uncharacterized. The record is from RefSeq and is a predicted model, not a curated record. The transcript has 3 exons. The coding region runs from base 1 to 1215 and encodes 404 amino acids. NCBI's taxonomy places the organism in Eukaryota, Fungi, Ascomycota, Leotiomycetes, Helotiales, Helotiaceae.
AUGGUUGUCUUUGUUGACUUGGACAAGGAGAGCGAACCUCCAGAAGAUAUCAGAUCAAGACUCGAUUGGGGUAUACAUGGACAUAAUGGAAUAAGAGGCCGAUAUGGCGUUGAGAAUGUGGCGGACAUCCAGCCGGAGACUAUCAAGCCCGAUGUGAUGGAAAGGCCAUGCAGAACUCCUAUUGCAGAGGCAUUGGGAUGCUAUCCUAUUGUCAUUUCAAUAGCAUCGCAUCUCGAUCUCAACAGUCUUGACGCGCUAUCAAGUACUUGUCGCCAGAUUCGUGCAAACCUGUUACAAUACAGAAAGCAGUUGUUGAAUUCGACAUUGCAUUGCGAGAAUGAGGAUGUCGAACUAGACCCUGAGCAUACCUUUCGAUAUCGUGCGAGGGCGGCAGAUUACUACUUCGUAGAUGUGGGAAGGGACACCAGCAGUCGAAACGGCAAGGUCGGUGAUUGUGCACGAGACAUGGUUGGCGGUUGUCGAAGAUGCGGAAGAGUUGUUUGUAGAAAUUGCACUAUCAAAGCUCCUGCCAAAAUCCUCCUUCGGAACCGCCACCGAAGAAUUUGCAUGGCAUGUUCUCGGGUUCCUCUCUCCUCCCUCGUCAGUCGUACAAUCGCUCAAGCCUAUAAUCGACCAGAAGAUUCAGCUCCACAUGUAAAUGCAGAAACCGUCAAACGCGCUGUUUGUAAGUGUGCUACGGAAGCGGUCUGGCUUUGUCAACCUUGCGGCCGCAGCCUUCGAACUACAGAUACCGAAUAUGAAGGUAUCUGGAAAUGGCGAACGAGAUAUCUUCCAUCCCUUGGCGGAUUGGGAGUUGGCAUUGGUGAAGGCGACCGGGGAGUUCCAUGCGGUCGUGGUCCAGAAUGCGUUGCAGCUAGAGAGGUCGAGUCUGAAAUUGAUUGCGACGCAGAAGAUGCUAGAGAAAGUGAACAUCUCAGCAGAUCCGGAACACCUUCUUCGAGUCCAUCAAGCUCGAAUGGAAGCAUCUCUAGCGGACACCUGGGUCCGGGCUAUGCCAGACAUGAGAUUGAGGGAAUAGGAGGUGUUGUCAAGAAGAAACUCGUGCGAAUGGUCAAAGUGGGUGCUUGUGUGCCAGAAUGGGCCGAUGAGAAACAGCAAGGCAAGUUCUUGGUUAGGGAAGUCGAAGGCAAGGCUCGAAGCUGGUGUGGUUGGUGUUGGAGAGCGAUCCCAGGCGCCAAAGACGUGAUAGAAUGA